AUGACGACAACACCGUCAUUGCUAACAGCUGAAGAGGUCGCUGCCCCUGCUGCAAGUGGCGUACCAGAAGAGGCAGCGCGCGUACUUGCACAGCUCGCGCGGCAUCAGCAUGUGCGCGGAUGCAUAGCCCUGACUGCGUCAGAUUUGCGUGUUAUUUGGAGUGGCGGUGUCGUUUUUGCCUCCAAAGAAAAGCUCGCACAGAUUGUUCACUUCGUUCGUGAUACGCUUAAUGUCACUCGGCGGCAUUAUGUUUAUAUUCAAGUCCACCAUGAAGAAUUAUGCUCACAAUCAGGCGAAACAUACGUACUUGUAGUACUGCAGGAUCCAAAUACCACUUAA
Malassezia globosa CBS 7966 is the source of this 339-nucleotide messenger RNA. RefSeq lists its product as uncharacterized. The record is from RefSeq and is a predicted model, not a curated record. The transcript is spliced from 2 exons. The coding region runs from base 1 to 339 and encodes 112 amino acids. NCBI's taxonomy places the organism in Eukaryota, Fungi, Basidiomycota, Malasseziomycetes, Malasseziales, Malasseziaceae.